This is a messenger RNA of Phycomyces blakesleeanus NRRL 1555(-), 2133 nucleotides long. Its product is annotated as Homeodomain-like DNA binding domain-containing transcription factor. The coding region runs from base 1 to 2133 and encodes 710 amino acids. The record is from RefSeq and is a predicted model, not a curated record. NCBI's taxonomy places the organism in Eukaryota, Fungi, Mucoromycota, Mucoromycetes, Mucorales, Phycomycetaceae. The transcript has 7 exons.
AUGCAGCCAGCCACCGUUAGACAAACCAAUAACUCGAUCCACCCACCCGAACCACAAAAAUCAGACGCGACUACUUCUCCCGACCAACUUAAUGCAAUUCUACAGUCCGUGCGCCAACAGAUUGAAAAGUGGGGAGAACAUGCAAAAUGGAAAAUCGAUCUUGUACUCUUAGACGAUCCAACUUGUAAACCAAACAAUCUAAAUGCAGCAGUACCAGUAUCAUCAUUAAAUCCAUCAUUACUACCAGGGGGACAGUCAAUGCUAGGAGCAUCUGCACCGUCCAUGAUCCAAACACAAGAGCACGCCCAAGCCCAAGCCCAAGCUCAUGCUCAUGCCCAUGCCCAUGCACAAGCACAAGCACAAGCACAAGCACAAUUACAAGCACAAAUGCACGCAGCACGGUCUACCUUGUCACCAGCUGUCAAUCAGGAUCAUGCAAUGCAUUCUCCGCAGCAGCACCAGCAGCACCAACAGCCUUUUGCCCGGUCACACGCUGAGCUAUUUGGAAUUCCGUCUGUGAGCGGAGAUCAUCCAUAUUCACCCAGGACGCAUCCACGGUCUUUUCUCACCACAGAUCCACAAACAGAGCCAAUAUCUAUCCCAUCAACCCUUCAAUAUCCAUGCGAGUAUGCCACUCCAUUUCCAAACGACACAUGGAACAGAAUGGGUUCAACAGAAGAACUACGUCGUGAGCUCAAGGAUAGUUUAGAUCGACAGAGAUACCUCGAGGCCAUUAUCCAGUCUCAGGCAGCCCAGCUACAACAACAGUCCCAAGCUGGCUCAGUAGACGAAAAUGAGCAGCGACUUCGUUAUCUUGCCGAGGUUAGAAUGUCACACAAAGAUACCGAGGCUCUAGCCAGAAAACUCAAAAGAUUGAGUGGAACACUACAGAGAAUCGAGACGAUGGAAGUAUCAGCCGAGGAUUCUAAAUUGGAUAAAGAAACACUGUUAAAAGAGCGUGUGGUUUUUCGGCGCAAACUUCAUCUGGCCCAUCUACGGCUUUCGGCACGAGACGCAGAGUUGGACUACCUACACGAAGCUUUGGAAUCUUACCAAAACCAUCACUACCAGUACCAGUACCAACAUCAGAACCAGUACCAGCACCAGCACCAGCACCAGAAUCAUAAUCAUAAUCAGAGCCACAACCAUCACUUUUCUGAAGCAUUUCAACCACCUUCGAUCGUCGUUCGUUCACCGACUUUUGGAAAACAACGGCGCAAAGGCCCACCAUACCUUUUCCAGCAACAAUACUCACCAAAGAUGCGUAGUGAUAUACGGCCCCAUACCUUAUCAGCUUUGGAUAGCUUGGGAAUUGUGGCUGACCAAAUGCUGAGUGACCCUGAUUUUAACAAAGAUAAGCCUGACAAACCUAAAGAUGCGAUUCCAAGACAUCUCACAGAAAAUGAAACUGCACCAAAAUCACCGUUGUCCAUGUCAAGCGCAGCAAACGAUCUGGAGGACAAACCGUGCGAAGAUCAAAAAAGAUCAAAGCGUUCAAUUGACCUAGCAAAUACUUUAUUAUCAAUUCCUAACCUCGAGUUUCCAAAAUCAGACAAAGAGCUCAAGCAAGAGGUUAAAAAAUCGAAACAAAAGCAACAAACGGGAGAGCCCGCAUCUAAGAAAGCGCGCCCAGCUUUGUGGACUAAAGAUCAGGAUGAUCUUUUGAGACAAGCAGUAGAUGCUUAUGGUACAGACAGCUGGAAAGAGGUUUCUAGCAAGGUAGGUCGGUCAGCAUACCAAUGCCGUGAAAGAUGGAAAAUUAUUGAGGCAGAUUCCGGAAAAACUGCUGAUACGGCUGCUGCUGGUGCUGGUUCUGGGGCGGCAGAUGCACGGCAAUCACCAUCCAUUGCCGCUCUUUUGGAUUCCAAUGAAGACAUGCAAGCCAGAACCCACAACUCCCCAGCCGUCUCAAAGGCAAGCCCACUCGGAGCAAUACCACCAAGUGGUUUAGCUAUGCGAUGUGCUCCUGACAACACACCACCUACCCAGCAUCAUUAUCACCCCCACGACAAUAACAACUUGUCCGAUCUUCAUCAUCCACAUCUACCUCAAGGACCCUAUAGGCCUCCUUCACCAAUCUCAACUCCAAAACGAUGGGCAACUGGCACGCUGGGACCCCACAAUGCAACAUAG